Messenger RNA from Puccinia graminis f. sp. tritici CRL 75-36-700-3, 1449 nucleotides. RefSeq lists its product as uncharacterized. The transcript has 5 exons. Gene Ontology annotation, biological process: negative regulation of DNA-templated transcription. Lineage: Eukaryota; Fungi; Basidiomycota; Pucciniomycetes; Pucciniales; Pucciniaceae. The coding region runs from base 296 to 1108 and encodes 270 amino acids. Gene Ontology annotation, molecular function: DNA-binding transcription factor activity. The record is from RefSeq and is a predicted model, not a curated record.
GUGGUGGUCCAAGUUGAACAGCAAGCGCGACUGAGAGAACAGAAGACUGAAGGUGCAUGGCUGAGUGCUGCGGCUGGAGGGGGUCACCCACUGCAGAUCCUCUCAGUCGAAGGGGGCUCCGGUUUCCUCCUGAAGGUGGCGACCAGCCAGACCACUCCAACCAGGCCAACCUCCAACUGCAACCACCACACCUUCGACUACAGACGACAUAUCACUGCCCCAUCGUAAUCCUGAAGACGAACUCCAAACUCACCACAAACCAAAAACAUACACACACACACACACUCGAAACAACAUGGAUGCCAAAGAACUAGAAACUUAUGAAUACCAACUCAGUCAGGUUAACCUGGUCCUCGAAAAAGACCCGACGAACGCCGAAUGUCUAAGUCUGCAGGGAGAACUUGUCAAUCUCAUCACUCUUACCAAAGAUUUCCUAGCUCAGACUGGUAGUAGCAAACACACUAACCCCUCCGGUGAUCACCAUAAAGAAUCCUCAUUAGAUCCUGCUCAAAGUCACCACUCCAAUAAUAAACACUCUCGUCAGGCUUCAAAAACUCCCAAUAAUGAAUCUGAUAAUAAUCAUAAUAAAUCUCAAUCAACUUCAACAAACCAAACCGAUAUCAAGUCUCUCAAUCCUGGCGAUCUAUGUAUGGCUAAAUAUGCUGGAGAUGGAAAGUAUUAUCCAGCAAAAAUCACAACAAUCGGGGGUUCAUCAGAAACGAGGAUAUACACGGUAGUUUUCAAGGGAUACGACACCACCGAGCUAGUCGCGGCUACCGAAAUCCGGCCGAUAGUCGACCAGAAGAAGAGGAAUCUAGAGGCGGUCGAACAGGAGACCGACAAGGAUCGCAAACGGAAGAAGAACGAGAAGAAGACCGAGAAUAAGGCCGCCAAGGCCGCCGAACAGCUCGAGAAACAGAAAUCGUGGCAGUCCUUCGCUAAGAAGAGCGUCAAAAAGGGCGUCCAUAUUCCUGGUAUCGUUGGUGAUUCCAUGUUUGCAUCGCCCGACAAUCCCUUCGGAAAGGUUGGUGUUGUCGGCUCUGGCAAAGGCAUGACGCAAUACGGCAGCAAACAACGCCACAAAUUCAACGGCAACGGCGCCGAAUAAAGAUCUCUGUGUAUUAACGGUCGCCGGUUUAUGUCUAGAAAUGAAGACAGAUGGGUUGGACCAGUCUCAACUUUGGUACAUGCUAUCUGCCUCAGCAACACGUCACACCGUAUCAUCUUUUAAACUCAUCCUUCCUUUUCAAUCUCCCUUUACACUGUCUUUGUUUUUUUAUCAAAUUUUCCUUGUGUGAAAAAGAUGGUGGUCUACUGCCCCCCAAAAAAAACCAAAAACAAAAAAGGGGUAAUCAUCCUUGCUCAGAUAAACUUGUCUUACUAUUAUCCAGUCUCUCUAUUCAGGACAUUUGAUCGAUCUUAACCAGAGUUCUAUACUUGUUUCUUUUU